Messenger RNA from Spirometra erinaceieuropaei, 13843 nucleotides. NCBI's taxonomy places the organism in Eukaryota, Metazoa, Platyhelminthes, Cestoda, Diphyllobothriidea, Diphyllobothriidae. The record is from the annotation of a GenBank genome assembly.
AUGCGCGUUCCUGAUAAGUUGUCUGUUGACUCAGCUCGAUCGGAGCUCAUCCCCUCUGAGAAUGAAUACUUCUCGAAACGUCAUGGUCCAAGUAAACCUAUUUCAUUCCAUUAACUUUCUUUACUAGCAGUAGAAAUUUAUGAAGAUAUUGAAUCAACGCCUGGAUAUAGCCCAGACAUGUUAACAAAUGCCGAUAUCCAGAGGUACUUUAAUCGUUUUGCCCAACUUAUUUAUCCUGAAGAAAUCGGUCUAUUAAAGAGUACUUAUUUCAAUAAUCUUUACUAAUACUGUUGAGGCUUCUGUGGGACGACUUUUGCUAGCGUGUUACGUAAGUCAAAGCCUAUACGACUGGUGUACGAACGGCAGGCACCAACCUAGGUCGGUGUAGGUGACAGACAUGAAACUAUAACCAAGCCAACGUUCGUGUUCGCACUGUAGACAAUCAUUCAUACUUACCAACAGUCUUUGAAGCAAGUGACUAUUCUCUGUCGUUUUUACGGGGAUCCAGCCUUUCCAUGGAUUUUCUAUAGUUUGAUGUCCUCUAAUUAUCUUGUGGCAUUGGUAACAAUCAUUUCACGCGAAACUGUUACAAUUGCUAACAACGUAACGUUUUCAAAUGCGAACUUAGUCGCUAGUUUAAUUUUAAUAGAAACUUGGAAGGGCCUUUCCAAACUUACCGAACCCAGAAAUGAAGACUAUCUGAAAUUGGGGUAUCGCUGACUAUAAAGUACCUCUCUCGAUUGAGUUAGAUCAGAUAUCUCAUGCUUUGGGUGGUUGCGAAAUUUGAACUCAGUAGUAAGCAGACUAAGGGUGCCUAAUUAAGAAUAUUUUAAAAUCAAUAAGGGAUCAGCUUAUUCCUGUUACUUCAUAUAACUUUGGCAACUGUGGUGACUGCACUAGUGAGUUCGCCUUAACCGCUAAAAUCACCGGACUGCGUCUUAGUUAACAGGAGAAGACAGACACCAUAAUGAAGGAGUUAUCUUGUGAGGCUCCAAAACAAGCGCUUCGGGCGGCGCUGGUCACUGCCAGCUUCAGGACAUGGACUGACGGUGUCAUCUUUCCUGGAAAGUGGACCUUCUUGCUGGCUCCCUUUACGGGUUUUUGGAGACAGAGUCACAAGUCUCAUGUCCAGAGGGUGUCUGUGGCGAGACGGACUGUGGUUGUCCCGAGCAUCUGUUUUUGUCAAGACGAUCGAUGCGGGCCUAACGCCAGCAAUAAAAGUGGAUAACCAUUCAGGACCGGAAAUUAAAUAGAGUUUAACGCCGCUUUGGCUGUCCACUAAAACUACAAACGUACGCAUAGAUCUAGUUACGCCUGCCACUAUACAUGCUCUCGUCUCUGGUCGUCUUGAUUUCUUAUUGCCGUAAGAGCAUGGUGGAUGUGGGAAGAAACCAAGAUGGAUACGGCUAAAGUCUUUAUCGCCGAAGACCAAUUAAAGUGUGGGUUACAAACGAGCUCUCGGAAUCGUGAAUGUCCUCAUGGAUGAAGAUGAACAAACCCAUAGGGUAGCCACUAUCAUUUCAACUAGACUUACGCAAGGCCUACAUUUUUAUGUCAGUGAACCUCGAUUCGCUCGACUUCGCAGACUAGUGGUGUUGUCUCCGUUUAUUCUUGUCAGGGUUAUAGCCCAGCAGUUUUCAUCCGUGUUAAUAAGCAGGCCUGGGCACACCCUUCUUCUGGCUGAUAAACUACUUUACCGGACAAAGGCAUGAAUUCGCGUUUUGAUAUUUUUGCCUCCUGUCUCUUUAGACGAGGCUCCUGAUCCAUCUUGCUACUUUUUCCCAUAAACGGAGUGUCUUCACAAACCUGCAGCCGUAGAACCCGGUAAAAAUCGGCAUGAGAGUCAGCUUACUUUCAUUCGUGAACGAGUCCUCGGCACCGGCAUGCUCUGCAGUCCACCAGCCGAGUCGACAUGUGCACUUGGCAAAUCGAUUUCGUUUUAAUUUUAUCUCUCCCUUUAUUCACGGCUGCUGAUUUUAACCACCGCCUGGGGUCUGCCGUUCUCCACGGUGUUUUUUGUCAUUUCCUCUCUUGCGUGAACCUCUAGUAUCGUCCAUAGGGAUCUCUCUCAUCUGACUUACCGUGAUGCUCUUUGUCGAUUAUGAGACAGACGUCUUCCAUCCGAUGAAAAUGUACUAGUACACCGUCAUGUUGAUCCCGUCUCGAAGUGUCCGUUAGGAGAUGCGUUUCUUUUUGUUACAACGCCUGGUUCCACCGUCAUGCGCGUCCGUUCUUAGUCUGUCACAUUAUCGAGUCCUAGGAGAUGGUGUACCUUACCCGGUUUUAGGGCAUGCAGUAUAUUCUAAGCAACCGUUAUCAUUUUGCACGCCAAUCCCAGAGUCGCUAUGAUAGCUUUUUCAGCAUUCGAUUGAACCUCCCGGAAGACAACCUCUUAAUCUGCAUGAGCCACUACGCACAUCCUUUAGGGUAGCAAUUAUUACAAUUUUGGGCAGAUUUAGAACCGUUGAGUAGUCAUGCGGAAAUUGUCCUCUAAUAUUAAGAUGAGGACUGAAAAGUCUGUGAUCUAAGAGAACAUCGUAAGCUUUGAUACCUUUACGGCAUGAAGGUUGCAACCUCCGCCUUUAUAGACUUGUGUUUGGAUCCUAAAACCAAGCAGAGUUAGGAUCUCUGUACGCAUGUUCUGUCGGAUAAGCAGUUUGUCUCAAUGCACAGCACAAUUCGUGUUACCGCUUCCGCGGACACCAACACCUUAGGAUUUCUCUGCCGUAAUGAACGAAAUUAGUUUCCUUUUAUAAUCUCUAGCACAAGCAAACGUUAUCACAAAAUACACGCGUUUAAAUGUAGCAAUAUUCCUAUCUAUCUGCUGACGUUACAGCUAUGUGAGUCCAGCAAAUGAGUAAUCCCGGUAUCAGUCAAAGACCUUCCCGCCGCUGAUGUUUUCGUAGUCAAUGUCCAUGUUUUCAAGCUUUACACGAGUAAUAAUGAGGAUAGGUCACUAUAGGAUCGCGUCCAAAAUCUUAAACUUAACAAAUUGUGCUCUCGGCAACUUUUCCCUCAGUGACUGACGUGACUGUUAUGGUAGACUCCUUUAUUUGGUCCUGAAGAGACACCUGCUGAAUUCCGAGUCGGCAAACCUAUUCAGGUAAAACUAUGGCUCGUACAGUGGGCACUUAUCUAACUUCAUUUCGUUGUCCACCUGGGACCCCAAUUUCUGGAUUAAAGGACAGACUGCAAGUUCAAACUGACCGGUAAAACUGUUUUAGGCAGUCCUGUCGUGUAAGGAUGAUUUUCGGUGCUGAAGACGGAGAAAGCUGCCACGCCGUGCGUUUUGGUGAAUACUGUAAACUCAUGAGGUGCACGCCCCGUCUCGUGGCCUGGCUGAAUAUACGCAAGUCAUCUAAACCUCACUCUUCCGUAACGGUUUUGAAGACAAUUCACUAUAACAUACAGUAGAUGGGCUAACUCAUGAAAUGUCAACGGAAAUUCCGAAAUUCGUUUUCCUUUCGAAUAUAUUAAUUAAAUAGGCUUGUAAAACUAAUCAUCGUAUAGCAUAAUGCUCUAAUAAUUUAGUCACCUCGGGAUGUCGGCUUUUAAACAAACUUCCUUCCGGCUUCACGCAAAAACUAUACUCAGUAAAAAGACUACUUAUGUAACAUGCAUUUUUCUCAUUGAUUUUCGAUGCCAUUAAAUAUUCAAUUAUGUUUUAUGGAAAACAUGCAUAAAAAUAUUCAUUCUUUUGCUCAUUCGGUAGAAAGUAACGUCUUCCAAUUUCUACUCGAAGGAAGGGUGUAAUUCGGUUUUCAAAAAGUUUCUAAUUGUGAGAUUCUUUAAUACCGUGAAAUGGCCGUUCAUAAAAUGUCAUGCCUCUGCAUUUACAAAUGUGGCAUGUAAAGUUAACAUGGCUGAAAUCCACUGCUAAAUUUCAUGAACUCCAGAUGGUUUUCUCUUAAUACCUUAGAGAAAUGUAUGGUUUUCCGUACGCGGAAAAUAUACGGUUUGUAGUUUGGAAACCCCAAACGCAAGUGUACCGACAGGUCGACUUCAAAAUUAUUCGGGAAUCAGAAAAUGUUUUGAAAACCGAAUCAUACCUUGCCUUCGAGUAUAAAACUAGUAGGCGUAAUUUUCUACCGAACUAGCAAAAGAAUGAAAAUUUUUAUGCAUGUUUUCCAUGAAACAUAAUUGGACUUUUAGAGGCAUCGAAAAUCAAUGAGAAAAAUGCAUGCUGUUUAAUUAGUCACUUUUUACUCAGUGUAGUCGUUGCAUGUAGCUGGAAAGUAGUUUGUUCGAAAGCCGGCACCCUGAGGUAACUGAAUUACUAUAGAUUUAUGCUGCACGAUGAUCAGUUCAACAACCCUACUUAAUUAAUCUUUUCGAAAACGCAUUUCAGAAUUUAGGUUGACAUUUCAUGAGUUAGUCCACCCACUGUAAGCAAAUUAUAUCGAUUGAUUCCAUUUUACCGAUCACGUCGUCAAAGUCAGCAACCUAUAGGAGUUUUUCUGUUUGCUGGUGUGACUAGAAAAUCUUAGAUCGUCACGGACUCCCCAUACACCGUCCAGAUUUAUCUACCUCUUGCCCUCUGACUUGCUGCGACCUACCCUGAAGAUGCCGCCAGACAGAAGGAAAUUCUUUAUUAUGGUUGCAGUACCGAUAGUAGGCCCAAUCUCCGAUUACCUCGUACAAUAUAACAUGCCGAUUUUAUGACACAGUUUUCAAACGGCUUACGGAAAUCCCACUCGCAAAUUGUUGACAGCCUAGAUACAUGUAUAUCGUAUGUACAUGAAUGCACAUAGACAAUAGAGGAGUAUUUUCAGGUAGACAAGAGAUACUGGGAUAGAAGUAUUUGUCAGUCAGCCAUACCCAAUCUCCCACAAGACCAUUUUUGCAGGCUGCACCUCGCGGGUAGGGGGAUGGGUGGUUGUUAUCACAACGGAAAAUGCCUUUCUGCAUCAACCGACCGAGGGCGCGUCGUCGGGAUGACAAUAACCACUGCCCCAAUCUGCAUUAUCCAUGUUUGUUCCAGGUCCGCCUAUCUCUCCGUUGUCCUCUGUUUCUAUCCGCCUGUUUGCCUGUGACCAGUGAUUGCUACGCUAAUGCCGAUUUGCCUGUUCCUGCUUGGCCGGCAAUCCCCGUCAUGGUCUUUCAUGCACAAUGUGCCUUCAAGUUCUACAGGUCUAAUGGGUCUGCGUUCUUCUUGGGUUGCCACCAAAUGAACAGAGUAAGAACAAAAAUGUCUCCAGGAUCGAUGUGUCAUGCAGUUUUAAGAAUCCUUGCAAGGUUCUCAUGAGCACAAUGGAUACCUUUGUGCCCGAGAAGAUUAUCGUGUCUGGCGUCCGUCCGGGCAGUUCUCCCGUACGACUGUGAAUGUGGAACUGUGCAUAUGGACGAUGACCGAAAACUGAAGGUGUUUUACCACCACUAAGAACUCUCCCUCAAGCGAUGUAGACUGUAUUCGUCUCGAAUAAGACAGUCUACACUCGCUGCAAAAUAAUGUCGAGGAUAUCUGGGGCAUUUCAGGGGAACCGAAUAGGGUGACCUUGGCACGUUUUCCGUAGCUAACCUCACGAACUCAGCGCUGAUGACCUUAAUCCGAUGACCCUGCCCAAGUGCAGACAACGAAGAGAUCAGCUCAACUUUAAUUAAGUAAAGUCUGCCAAUGCACUGAGGUGGUUUUUGGACCUUCGACACUCGGUCUUCGUCGCCGGAGAAGGGAGUGGUUGAACUCCACAGAUCCACUGCCACAAAUAACCACUUGUUUGGGGGCAGAAUACGUGACAGGACUAGGAAUGACCAUCGUCUUGUCAUGUGUACAUGUGUGUGCUUGUCGAAUUCGACUUCCGUAACGACCUAUUCGUGUCCCCACUCACGUCAGUUUUAACUAAUAUUACGUAAACAGGUUGGACAUGGAGGCUCUGUUUUACAGUUAAUUCAAGUCUUGGAACUCUCUCCAAAUUUCCCGUAGAACUAGAGCCUUAAUUUGGCCCUGGACAUGAUCUAUAACCACUCAACCAUUCAGUUUUUUUUAAAUUAUUUCGUGUAGUCUCGAUUACCAGUAGUACACUGGCGGACGAUUUUUCGGCAAAUUACCAAAAGUACAGUAAGUUUGCACGUCUAGUCAACAUCCUUGAGGUAGUUUAAUCGGUUUAUGGUAAGUGACGUAGGAAAGCAGAUUUUUAAGGGAAGACGAUGCAGUUUGCAUUUUUUUGGGGAGGCGAUAGGUCGUUACGUAUACGAUAAAAACCAUUUAAAAUAGCCUUCAUAGGGAGGAGAGAGUCAGUACGAGGAAAGUGAACAUCCAAGUAAUGCCGGUUGACAUUAGACAUUUGGUGGGCAAUGAGAAAGCGUUCCGCCUACUCAAUCGGGUGUCGGACCACGACAAAGUUUCUGCGGCAAGGCAUUUUGACCACGGCAAAUACAGUGGUCAUGCGGGUAGGGAGUUCAGCCCUCUGCGCACCGAAAAGUCGAAAUGCACGGACCCGACACCUUUAUGACCCACCGGCUGCGAUAGUUACAUUCCCGCAUAUCUGCCCUUCCUGUGAAUCCUGGAUUGAUUGUUAUACCAAGUGGGGUAUUAAUGACCCAGGAAAAAAGCGGUCCGUUGGUUGAAUUUGAUGGCUGGUAUUCACAAGCAUCUUGGAACGCUUAUUUUGCAGUAAUUUUUGUUAAAACAUAUCCCUGUCAUUGAGGUCAUCUCCUUUGGGAAAUGUUGCUCCAGAACAAGUCAACAGCCUCCAGGGCAACAGCUACGUCGUACUUCACGCUUAUCUAGGAACCCACAAGUGUUUUCCUUCGAAGUUAACCUUCAAAAUGUCAGUGAUGAUGGAAAUUUGAAACAUUCGCCUUUAAACCUUUAGUUCACCUCUAGGUGUCCCUAAGUCUUCUCCCUGCGGUCGUGUUUAAUUCCACUUUUAUUUGCUUAUGCAUUUUUUUUUUACCUCAGUAACCUCUUGCAGCAUGCCACCUAGUCGCUUUGUUUGCUCUCUAGUUUACCAGCGUUGACGGCAAAAGCAGAAGCCAGCGCCUCGGCGUCAGCGACGGUGAAUUUUACUCCAGGCGGUAACAUGGAUGCCAGUCGCACACAAGCAAUGCGUGCUCAAGGUCCCAAAGACGAGGCUAUGAAGUAUACCAUUGCCCGCAUCAGCCGCCUUGAGGCACACGUCAGUCGCCUCUCCUCACAUAUGCGAAUGCUAGAACAGCAACAGGUCGUCAUGGGUGCCGCGAUCUCCUUAUACGUUGGCUACAAGAUUGUGCGCUGGCUUUUUCGUUCCAUUUUCCACUAGAGGUAAAAAGGUUUCCGCCGCCACUAUCCCCAUCCUUGCAUUCUCAACCCCUACGCAAUUCUGGGACGCUCUGAGAAUUGUGAUCGAGUUCAGAGACCUUGAUGUGUGUGUAUAUAUGCCAGAUGUAGAAUAUUUCUUUGGUUUUUUACGCGAGUUCCCUUCUACCUCAUAAAGAAUUCGUUUCACAGGACCGAGCACUUUAUCUCUUAGUUUGCCGGCGUUUCAUUUCUGUGGCAAUUGCUGUUGCCUGUUCUAGAGCUGCCUCCUUUCAAAUACACUUACAUUCACACGCGCAUCUUGCGUGCUCUGCUUCUGUGUUUUCACCCCUUCUGUUCACGCUCUCUGUGUUUUGCUGACGCCAACUGCACACGUUAUUUGCAGCCACCGUAGCUAACGCCGCCGAUUCCCGCCUCUAUUUCUUCCGACGACUUUUUCUGGACUAACUAAAAUACUACUCAAAAGAGGAUAGUAGGCUUUGUUUCUUAAUCUACUAACUGACAUCGACCUCCCGAUGCCCGAUCGUUGUGAUUCAAGGUGCACUUUGGGUCUGCCUAACACAUAGUAUCCUGUCCUAACGAUUUAUACGUUCAGUUAACAAACUGCAAUUAUUCUGACGCAGUCCUCAAGUCUCUGUCUGAGCCUUCUCUUUCUUCUGGUCAAAAUGCGUCCCUUUCAUACAUACUCCAGGGAGCACAGAUAGGGCCUACAUAUCACCCGUUCUUUAAAAUAGGUACCUACCCUUAUAUAGCAUCGUGCCGAUAAUUCUGUUGCUUUUACGAGGGCACUUGUCCCGCGAUCAUCUUUUCCCCUCUUCCCAAAUGUAGUGACGGGGACUAGACACAAAGCCUAUCACUGGUUUAAGAGGGUAACAGUUACCGUCCUCGAAAAGGUAAACCCCCAAAUUGCUUUGCGAAUGUCCCGCGAACCCUUAUUGGCAUGUCUUCAAUCGACACUAGUUACCAUAACAUUGGGAAGUGUUGGGGCGACUUAAAGGGGUGGUAGGCGCACAGGUUUUCAGAAUUAAGGUGGCCUGAAGGCGUGCGUGGUGUGAUAGGGACAAAACCGACUACUCCAGGCAUCCCUCCUCAACAAGUUGACACUGGAAUAUCGAAGAAAAGGGUUUUGUCAAGUACUAGAGACGGUUGGCAGCCAGUUGUGUCAUAUGUCCGGAUGAGCCCCGGAUGUCAGUACUGGAGGUGUCAGGGCUUCCAUUAGUCUCAAUGUCUAACAACAUCUAUCCCCACCUUCCCUUUCUGACUCCUAGUCUAAAAUGACGUGAAUCUGCCUGACCUAAUUUAUGACAAGCUUUGUAGAAACACGACAGCUCGGGUUGGCAUGGCAAUGUAUUCGGGAGCAGUGGAGUUCUGCCGCCCACGUCGCAGUUUUUAUGCACUCGUCCCGAGAAGCGACUAACUGGAGCCUGACUACUUUAUCUCCGAAAAAACACCAAAACAAUGUCCCGCGAGUAGCCACUUUGUGCGCUUUUCCGCUUACAUCCAUGGGAUCGUGAUUGUAUGUGUGUAGGACCACCAGAGCUAAUGCACGUCGCCCGCACAUCGAUGAUUACGCGCAGCGGUAACUGCACUCCUGCAUGGUACCAUAGUCUGACCUCAGUUGCAUUUGUCUGGUAACCCAUGCUCGUCUCGGAAAAAGAAACAUCAGUGUGAUCGGCACGCUCCGGAGUCGAAUUUAUUUAAGAACUGGGCUCCAUCGCGACGAGCACACUGCGUUUCGGUUCUCUACCCGCACCAUAAAGUCCCUCGGCGUUUUCCACUCCUACUCUCAGGCCAGCGGAAGCAGUAAUCCAUGGGAGCAAGCUUGAAAGAGAGGAGAGAUAUCUGGGCAGAUGUAUUAGAUGUCAGACGUUCCUGACAGUUGGGACCGUUGUCCACUGUCGUGAGCGGAAAUGCAUAAAAUAAUCAAGCGGAACUUAACAUAGCUGUCUGAGUUGGUCGGCCUGUUCUGCAUUUGUUUCGUUAUUUUGCCGCGCCUACUCGUCGGUUAGUGUGAUAAGGGCAGUAGAAGCUUACUGACGUGGUCAGUCACCAUGUCCUCAGAAGGUAACCGCAGUGGGUGGCGGAUUGAUGGUUCUUCGGCUUAUCUGUUGCUUGAAUUAAUAGUUAAGUCAUCUGCGGUAGGUCACGCCGCCCGUCUAAUUAGGCCAUUGCUGUCCAAAAUCUGGGGCGCUCAGCUCUUAAUUUGGCAUUCGGUGCUCGUCUACGAUUCCACAGACUCAUGUGUGAACGCGAGAAUACUGUGAGAAGCUCUGCUGCCGUUCACUCUUCGCUUGCUCCAUAUCGAAAGCAUCCUCUUUACUAUUUCAGUCUGUUGAAGUCGAACAGUCUAGGCUCGGUAGACGUCAUGUUGGUUUCCGACUAAGUUUCGUCUCUAACGUCUUUCAGAGACGAGAGAUUCCCACGUUCUCUCAGCCAGGCAGCUGGGACGAGCACUCGGAUCUUUGGCAUAAAAUGAGCUUGUAAUGACCCACAGACCGCCCUUGCACUGCACAUUUUCGGCUGUCAACUCUGCACUCCCAACUGAGAUUUUUUAUGCCAUACAUAGCUGCCCUCGAUUAAAUUUUUUUCUCUGUCGCAGAACUUAUGUCGGGGACCGAAAUCACAUUCCGCGGUCAGACCCUCAUGCCCACAAAGGCAACCAAAGAGGAGGAGGCCGCCAAACAGGUUUACACGCGCCAUCUCCGAACAGCUUUCAUUGUUUUUGCAGUCACCUCUGUUAUUUUUCUUGCAGUUGGAAUCUACUUGGUCGUGGCUUUUCGCGAAUCCAUCCAGUGAGUUCUUUGUUCACAUGUUCAGCACACCUGUAAAACCACGUGACGUAAGCAAAACCCACUUCAAUGUCCACUGUGUCAAUCUACUAUAUUUGCCUGCCUGUUUUGUCCAAGCCCGACGAGAUUAACGAGGCGAUGACUGUCAGCAAUGUCAUUUUUCAUUCUAAACUUGAAAGUAUAAAAUCUGAAGUAGAAGUUAUCUGUAACCAAAUGGAUGUAAGAAAGAGUGUUUUUGUUCAUGUUUUCUAUCAAAUAAAUUUGAGCCAAAACAUCUAUUAGUUGCGUGAGCUUGGUAGUCAUAUGGUGGGCGGGCAGCUUACUGUAUCAGAUUUGGUGGAUUCCAGACGUUGCGGUGGAUUGGGCGGGUAACUUGAGCCAUAUGUGAUUAAACUCACGUCUCCCGGUGGGGUCUCGUAGCUAGAGUGUUGGUCUCCUCCUUGCUGUCGUGGGUUCGAAUCCCACCGAUGCGCCGAGUUUUCCACAGUUGGAUCAGUAUGGACUAUUAAAUGGUCGUUUUUAUAGGCAACCGAAAGGAAACCCAUGCAAAAGCUGGCAUCCUAUCGCGACUGAAAUAUAAUGGGAUUAUGCUGCACGAUAAUUACCCUUAAAACCACACUCAAGUGACUGUCCACGAGGUCGUCGGUCAUCAUGCAAAUUCAGGCUCUGUCUUGCUGGGUGAUGCCUAACUCACGAAUUACCGUCCUCCCGCCUCGCUGGGGAUGUUUUUGGGCCAUCUCCGUUUUAAGUAACUGCUCUGUUUCUCCUAGUUACCUGCUCUGCCUGCAAGUAUACCCGAUGCGAAAAAUUAUUUAUAAGACGUCAAACAGUGCAUCCUCCGUCCAGCCUGAUUUGCUUUUUCUGGAUGGUUACAUGAGCCAGGGUGAAAUCCAGGCGGAGCUCUGUGAGAAUGUACCUAGUAGCCUCCGAAGCAUCCUUUAUAAAUGAAAACGAUCUUCGGAAUUUCACUCCCUCCUGCAUGAAAUGAAUUUCAGUCGCUGUUGAGAUACACAAAAAGUACUUUAUAUUUUACUCAAAAUUCAAAAUAGUCGUUCAAUGAUGAGCCAACUCGCAGCUUCUUAUGGAAUAUUUGCCUAUGCCCGGAGAUUGCAUAUGUUAAAACAGAAGUUUCCCCGUAGGCAGUGCUGUUCAAGGCAUCAAAUUAUGCAAUUUUACAAAUCGAACUUUGUAAAGAAAAACUUAUUCCUUCCCGAAGGCACCCUGAUUGUUCACGUUUUUCUUCACGGUAUUUACGCAAACUGAGAAAUCAAGUUUACAGUUGGUGGCAGUUGAUUUCGAAAAUUUUCGUCGUCCAGAUCUCUGUUCUGUACUGUAGAAAAAUGUCCAAGCCUACGUUUGGGGUCCGCGAUGUGAAUUAUCAUGGGAAAUUGUCUGAAUAUUGGGUAACGUUAAUUUGUAUCAAAAAUUGUGGACGUUUUCAUCCAUACAACAACUUAGAGGCAUAUUUCGCAUAAGAAGACUGUUCUGUGGAAGACGUUCAACAAACAAGGAAAAUACACGACGCUUGAGGCACCUCGGACUGGUCUUCUGCAGUUCGGUCAUGUUUUAUGAGUUACGUUGCUCGCAUGUAACUGACAUCCCUUACCACGAACAAUGGAAGUCUUUGAAUUUUCGUGGCAGACCUCGCCUGCUGUGACCCCCUCUCUCUCACCAGAAUAACAGCUGCGCCCGGUUGCUUGUAUUGUGCCCUACUUAAGUGAUUAUCUGUCUCUAAGACGUCUGGGGAGCUUGGUUCGGUUUUAACUGCAGUUUGAUGGGAAGGCGGGACGGCGUAUCCAUCCACGCUCUCUAUGAACGCUGGCCUGAUGGACCGCUCUUUGGGUCGUGCCAGUCUUUUACCCGCGAUGAUAUUUUCCAUCCCGCCCAGUUGAUGUGAACUUCCUUUUUGUCAACCUACCGGGUUUUUUAAUGUUUGGCUUUAUAAGGCAGCCUGGUGAACUAAAGUUAAGAAUUUCUCCUUCUUUUCAAGGGGUCUAAUGAUUUUCGGAGCCGUUCUCAUCAGUUUGGGCAUUGUCAGCACGCUGGCUGGAACCAUUUCCGGGCACAACUUUUUCCGACUUCUGCGAUCCACAUCAGACUCUGUGGCCUUCUACCCAAAGACCGCUGAGGCCCUAGUAAAGGUAGGGCCCUGUCGUUCUGGCUUUCUCAUUUUCUUCCUAUCUUAACGUAAUUGCUUAGUAUGCGAGCCAGAUCCAGCGCUACCUGGCGGACCUCGCACUUAGACCCUUACCAUUGGUGUAAUCGUCGGCAUCGUUGCCGUCAGCGGUGCAUCCGACAAGAUUGUAUCUAGUUUCAGAACCUCGCAGCUUGUUAAAUCAGGCCUCCAAUAAGUACGUAUUGCCGAUACCCUGGUUUAAGGUGGCGCACGCUUUCAGUGAGCUUGGACCUCAGGUCCAUGGUGUGCCUCGGAAAUGAUGUUCGUUCUGAUAACUUGACAGUCGCCCCAGCUACCUCGCGGCACGGUGCCGUAUUCCACACACUGAACUAACAUGACGACCAACUCACAUUCUUAGGUGCAAAAAUCUAUAUCGUGCAGGGGAGCCGCUCUCCAGUAGUUGCGUGGACUGAUAACCGAAACCGGCUGAGGAUGUCGGGUGUAUUUGUGUGCGAGAGACCAGCCGUUUGUCGACACGCGUGUGUGUGAUCAUAAUCAGUCUGCCAUCGUGCAUCUGUUCUUGCAUUGUGAAGGGGGCAUCUGGACCUUCCUUCGGCCUAUAUAGUCCUACGUCACUACAUACGCCGUGACGAAGACAAGACAGUCAUACGGAGCCUAAGAUUACCGAGCAAACACGACCUGUCGACCAAUUCACCCAAAGGGGGACGCAAACGCAACCAACCCCAACUGAGGUGAUGACGUACAAUACAGGAGGCCACCAACACUCGCAGGCGACGGCCAGUAGGCCAAAGCAGCGAAAGAAGAAAAAAAUCGAUCAGCCCAAGGCCAACUAGUCCGACUGUCUAUUCAAAAUUCUGAUCAAUUUUUGCACUAGACGCUUUGAUAAUGGAGAACCGCCCAAACUCUUCGAAGCGUCAGCCAUGCAAGUCCCUCGAUCCGGCUAACUCAGUCGGUAGAGCACUUCAUUUUCCUCAGAAGGGGACUGAGGUUGAUGUCCUAAGUCUCCUUCACUUUAAUCCAUCUCAUGCGUAAGUCAUCGCCAUGCUUGAUUGGCAAACUACUGGUCGCGGCAGACGUGUUGUCCCGAGCGCUCCCUUUCCGGGGGGAGAGGAGCACAAAUCUCUUGUCGUCCUAGAAGGAUACUUCCUAUGCAUCAUACUUGGCGUGUUGGUUGCGACACCAACGCUGCAGACUCAACGACCGCAACAUCGCAGUUUAUGUUUGGUGGCGUCUUCUGAUUCUGCCUAGCCUUUGGCCUGACACUAGGCAACAAAGUACGUUGUAGGCGAAGCUCCGUUUGUAGACAAUAUCUGCUAUAUUACAGUGUCUUGAUCUAAACUACCGCGUCUGUAGACGUCACAUUUAAUGACAGUCCUUCUCAGCACCCUAUUAAUCAGACCUGGCUGGUAGGUCUUCCUUCCAAAGUGUGCCCACAAGGCCUCCCGUAAUGGUCAGUCCCUUUUUUUCGCUGUCCCAUGUUCCCAGUAUCCCUACCCCAGACAGCCCAGACACCAGAACAGGCCCGUCUUGCCUCCUCGCCCGGCAGCCGAACCUGUGACGAUACCAGAGCCUACUGCGCCACCGCAACCUGCGAGUGCCACCCCCACCCUCGUUUCGCCCCCGGAACCGCCGCCUGAUUACGCUCCACCGCCCUACGAAGAGGUUAACGAGAAGGACUACUAG